AUGGAUCGAGUCAUGUCGCGGUUCGACACAGCACGCAUCGAAAGGACAGUAACGAGGCAAUUCGUCCACUCGCAUCUCCUUGCUGAUGAGAUUGAGCGCUUGGAUAAGCCCUUGGCUUUUGGUGACGGUCUCACCGACUGCACGUAUUGGGAGUGGAUAGAGGGCCAUGCCAAACGGCUGUUCCUGAUCCUCGUCGACCUCGGCGUCCCGGACCAGAUAUUCGGCGUAAUUGACGACUCCUGGGAGGAUGACGACUUGCCCAUCGCCCUGGACCAGGUCGAGAGGCUCUGCUUGACGGCCACUAAGGAUUUCAAAGCAGAAAGGAGAUUCUUUGACCGGCAGUUCCACUAUCUGCUCAGGCCGGUUAGGAAGGGCGAGCACGUUGACUACCAGGAUGAGGAAAUCGUGCCUCUCGAUGUAUACGAUAGGAGGCCCGGGUUGACACAAAGCAAUGAUAUAGAUAGGGUCGGACUCCCGAAUGUCCCUGGCGAAGUCUUCUGCAGACGUCGAUUCCUCAUAGGGUAUGACCAGGGGUGCCUGUCCCGCGAGGAUCUGAUGUACGAAAUCAACUCAAUCCAGGACCUUCAGAACGACCACAUCGUGUCGUAUUGGGCCUCUUAUAUCCACCAGGGAUUCGGAUACGUCUUGUUCACACCGGUGAGCGAGUACAAACUCAGUUCAUAUUUAACGAACACACCACAAUCAAUCAAAAAUGUCGACAAGACAGCCAAGAGAAGGCUGGUCCUGGACUGGAUCCAGUGCCUCGUCGACACUCUCUGCUACGUCCACAGCAGAGGCCGAUGGCUUGGCAACAUCAAGCCGUCCACAAUCUCCUUCACCCACAACAACCACAUCCUUCUCUCCGGGUCCUCACAGCUGAGCCCUGACGCCUCCUCAAGCCAGGGGGGCUUCUUCGACAAAGAAUCAUACGACUACGCCGCGCCGGAGCGGUGGCCCAAGCCGAGCAAAUCCCCAACGACGCCGCGGAUCAAGGCAUCCGCCCCAUCCUCAUCCCGGUCCGCCGCGCCCUCCAUCAGAAGCGGCAAGAGCGGCCACACCGAGCACAGGACGCCUCCGGCGGCAGCAAUACCCCGGUCGGACCCCGGCCCCCGCCUCGACCCGCAGGCGGCAGACAUCUUCGCCCUGGGCUGCGUGAUCCUGGAGCUCCUGAGCCACGGGCUGCUGAAGCGGUCGGCGGGCGCCUUCGCGUCGCACCGCAGCGCGAAGCACAAGAACGCCGGGCGCGGCGGCGCGGUGCUGGACUCGUCGUUCCACAAGAACCUGGGCCAGGUGGAGGGGUGGAUGGCGGGGCUGGCCAAGGACGCGUCCAAGAAGGCCGACGGCAGCGACAAGGGCCGCGUGUUCGGGGGCGUGGUGCCCCUGCUGCAGGUCGUGGCGGGCAUGCUGUCGCCGCAGCCGUCGGACCGCCCCUCGGCCUUUGGCGUCCAGCGCCAGACGUACCAGAUCCUGACGCAGGCGUGCGGCAUCGCGGAGCCGCACUGCGUGCACCAGUACGACGCCUGGGACCUUGUGCCCGCCGGCGCCAUCAGCACGGGCCGGAACAGCGUCAUGACGACUAUUGAGGAGGCGUCGACGCCUGAGGAGGGGCCGACGGCGGCGACGACUGCGGCUACGACAAUCGCGUCGUUCUCGAACCCUUCGAGCUUCUAUGAGCAUGAGGAUGAUGACGACGACGAUGAUGAUGAUGGCGCCGGUCGUGGUAGUUACGAGCCUCCUAUCACUCCGAGUACGGCCAGGUUUGGGAAGCGAAGCAGCAGCAGCAAUCUACCAGUCAUCGUCGGGCAGCGGGAUCACAGGCGGAAGACCAGUGACGACAGUUCUGGGAGCAAGAGUAGUGAUCACGGCCAGGGUCAGGGCCAGGGAGAGCGGUGGGAGCUGAGCAGCGGGCUGAAGGCCAUUCAGAACCUGCGCAUUAAUAGGUCAAGGCCGUGGCAGGCUUCAUAG
This is a messenger RNA of Diaporthe amygdali, 1965 nucleotides long. RefSeq lists its product as uncharacterized. Gene Ontology annotation, molecular function: protein kinase activity; ATP binding. The coding region runs from base 1 to 1965 and encodes 654 amino acids. NCBI's taxonomy places the organism in Eukaryota, Fungi, Ascomycota, Sordariomycetes, Diaporthales, Diaporthaceae. The transcript has a single exon. The record is from RefSeq and is a predicted model, not a curated record. Gene Ontology annotation, biological process: protein phosphorylation.